AUGGUGAAUACAGAUCCUCCUAGGACUUUGUUCAGUCAACUUCCAGGACUUGUUCAGUCAACUUCCACUCUUCCAUGGAUUCUCUUUUCUUCGCAAUUGCCGAUGUCCCUUCGUGCAUAUAUAAAAACCCACUGCCCCAAGUUCUUCUACAUCCUCAAAAACCUCUACUCGUUCUUCUCCAAAUCAAUGGAAGAAUCAAAUCCAUCCGACGGAAUAAGCGAUACUCCGCCGUCGUUCGAUCCUUUAGCGCCGGCGGUUCCAAUUUCGUACCCUCUGAAAACACUCGAGGAAUUGGAAUCGCGGGCAUACUUCAAAUCGUUCCAUUAUCCUUUCAACAAGGCUACUGAGAAGCUGAAGGGCGAUUUGCCUAAGAGGCAGCAGAUUUUGGUGUGCCAUGACUUCGCGGGAGGGUAUACUGAUGAUAAAUUUGUGCAAGGUGGGGUGAAUGCUGAUGCUUACGCGGUUUGGCAUUGGUAUUUGAUUGAUAUUUUUGUGUAUUUUUCGCAUAAUUUGGUGACUUUGCCGCCUCCUUGCUGGACCAAUACUGCUCACAGACAUGGUGUAAAGGUAUUAGGGACUUUCAUCAUGGAAUGGGAUGAAGGCAAAAAACUUGCUGAAACACUGCUAUUGACGAAGGAGUCUGCUCAUAUGUACGCUGAGCGCUUGACAGAGCUUGCUGUUGCUUUGAACUUUGAUGGGUGGCUGAUCAAUAUGGAAGUCACUUUGGAUCCUAAGCAAAUCCCGAACCUGAAAGAAUUUGUAAGCCAUUUAAGCCAAACCAUGCACUCAUCAGUACCUGGAUCUGCAGUUAUAUGGUACGACAGUGUUACCAUUGAUGGUGAUCUUAGCUGGCAAAACCAAUUAAAUGACAAAAACAAGCCUUUCUUUGACAUAUGCGAUGGCAUUUUUUUGAAUUAUUCAUGGAAGGAAGAUUAUCCGAAAUCAUCAGCUGAUGUUGCCGGUGACAGAAAAUUUGAUGUCUACAUGGGCAUUGAUGUUUUUGGAAGGGGUACUUUUGGUGGCGGACAAUGGACUACAAAUGUUGCCCUUGACGUGAUAAAGAAAGAUGAAGUUUCAGCUGCCAUAUUUGCUCCUGGAUGGUUGUACGAGACUAAGCAACCACCUGAUUUUCAAACAGCUCAAAAUCGCUGGUGGGGACUUGUCGAGAAAUCAUGGGGGGUUGUACAAAACUAUCCCAAAAUACUUCCCUUCUACUCAAAUUUUGAUCAGGGUCAUGGUUACCAUAACUAUAUUGAUGGGGAGCAAGUCUCAGGCACUCCUUGGAACAAUAUUUCUCUCCAAAGUUUUCAGCCUUUUAUCGAAUAUCCUGAAGACCCUACUACUCAGCCUAUCCAAGUUGUUGUUGAUUUUAAAGAUGCAUCUUAUAGUGGAGGAGGAAACAUCAAAUUUAUAGGAACUCUUGGUGAUGAUACUUUCACAGCACGCCUCUUUCAAGGAGAGCUCCUUUUGGGGAAUUCACCAGUUCACUUCACUUAUUCUGUUAAAUCAAGUGGGAACUCUCUGCUCGGUCUUGCUCUUGAGUUCUUUUCUGCCAAGAAUGAGAAAAAUCACCAAGUUGGAGACAGAGCCCGGGUGGGUUAUACAAGAAAGUAG
Molecule: messenger RNA, 1614 nt
Organism: Fraxinus pennsylvanica
Lineage: Eukaryota; Viridiplantae; Streptophyta; Magnoliopsida; Lamiales; Oleaceae
Source: the annotation of a GenBank genome assembly